Molecule: messenger RNA, 1982 nt
Organism: Sphaeramia orbicularis (orbiculate cardinalfish)
Lineage: Eukaryota; Metazoa; Chordata; Actinopteri; Kurtiformes; Apogonidae
Gene: nop56
Product: NOP56 ribonucleoprotein homolog
Exons: 12
Coding region: 71-1798 (575 amino acids)
Cellular component (GO): small-subunit processome; box C/D methylation guide snoRNP complex
Molecular function (GO): snoRNA binding
Source: RefSeq, a predicted model, not a curated record
UCGCUGUCUUUUACCCAGGGUGGAGGAGAGGAGCAGACGCAUUGCGUGCUGCUGCACAGAUUUUCUAAGAAUGGUGGUGUUGCACGUGUUGUUCGAGCAUGCGGCCGGCUAUGCACUGUUCGCCGUCAAAGAGGUGGAGGAGAUCGGCAUGCUGCUGCCUCAGGUGGAGGAGAGCGUGCUCAGCAUCGGGAAGUUCAACAGCAUGGUCAGCCUGGCUGCCUUCUUUCCCUUCAAGUCGGCCCAGGCUGCUCUGGAGAACAUGAAUGCAAUUUCAGAAGGUGUGGUUCAUGCUGAUCUUAAGUUGUUCCUUGACACAAAUCUACCCCGUUCUGGAAAGAAGAAGGCAAUCUUGGGGGUUUCAGAUGCCAAGAUUGGAGCAGCUUUACAAGAAGAAUUUAGCAUUUCUAUCCAAACUAGUGGUGUUGUGGCUGAGAUCAUCAGAGGUGUGCGUCUCCACUUCCACUCUCUGGUGAAGGGGCUGACUGCUCAGGCUGCUUCUAAAGCUCAGCUGGGUCUCGGUCACAGCUACUCCAGAGCUAAGGUCAAGUUCAAUGUUAACAGAGCUGACAACAUGAUUAUUCAGUCCAUUGCUCUGUUGGAUCAACUGGACAAGGACAUCAAUACAUUUUCCAUGCGUGUCCGCGAGUGGUAUGGUUAUCACUUUCCAGAGCUGAUCAAGAUUGUGUCAGACAACUCAACGUACUGUCGCCUGGCCCAACUCAUUGGAAACAGGAAGGAGUUGUCAGAGGAGAGCCUUGAGAGCUUGGAGGAGGUGGUGAUGGACGCUGCCAAGGCUCAAGCCAUCUUGGAUGCAUCACGUUCCUCCAUGGGUAUGGACAUCUCUCCUAUCGAUCUAAUCAACAUUGAGAGGUUUUCAAACCGUGUAGUAUCCUUGGCGAACUAUCGACUGGAGCUGCAGGAAUACCUGCGAUCCAGGAUGAGUCAAGUGGCUCCAAACCUGGCUGCUUUAAUUGGAGAAGUGGUGGGAGCGCGUCUGAUCUCCCAUGCCGGCAGUCUGACCAACCUGGCCAAGUACCCGGCCUCCACUGUACAGAUCUUGGGAGCAGAGAAGGCCCUGUUCAGAGCCCUCAAGACUCGUGGCAACACUCCCAAGUACGGUCUGAUCUUCCACUCGACCUUCAUUGGACGUGCUGCUGCCAAGAACAAAGGUCGGAUCUCCAGAUAUCUGGCAAACAAGUGCACCAUCGCCUCACGUAUUGACUGUUUUUCCGAACUCCCCACAAGUGUCUUUGGUGACAAGCUGCGAGAGCAGGUGGAAGAGCGUUUGUCUUUCUAUGAAACUGGAGAGGUCCCACGGAAGAAUGUGGAUGUCAUGAAAGAGGCUGUGAAAGAGGCUGGUGACGCUACAGCUGAAUUAAAGAGGAAACUUGAGAAGAAGGAAAAGAAACGCAAGAAGCGUGAAAAGAAGUUGCUAGAACAAGCGAAUGGUGAAGAAAACGGUGAAGCUGAGAUGGAGAAUGGAGAAGCAGAUGCCACUGUUGUGAAGAAGAAAAAGAAGAAACAAGCAGCUGAUGAUGAGGUCCAAGAGGAGGCGCCUGCUGCAGAGAACGGAGCAGAAGAAACCCCAGGAAAGAAGAAAAAGAAGCGAAAGGCAGAAGCCGAGAUAGAGGCAGAACCCGCUGCAACAGAUAACGGAACUGAGGACACAGAAACUCCAGCCAAGAAGAAAAAGAAACGAAAGUCUGAGGCUGUUGAGGCAGAGCCAGAAGAAGAGGCCCCAGAACCUGUUGUGUCUGAGAAAAAGAAGAAAAAGAAGAAGAAAGAGGACUCUGAGUAGAGAAAACAUUCAGUUCUUUAUUGUGUACAGUUUAUUUUUAUGUUACUCUUUAAAACUAGAUAACGUACGCAGCUUUGUGUUGUAUCAUAUUUUGAAGCCUCCGAGCAGGUUUUACUGCAAAGAAAUGCUUUGUGCCUUGAAAUUUACCUCUGUAAAUAGUCACAAUUAAACAUUUUUAACAAAA